Messenger RNA from Harpia harpyja (harpy eagle), 1442 nucleotides. RefSeq names its product actin alpha cardiac muscle 1 (gene ACTC1). The record is from RefSeq and is a predicted model, not a curated record. The coding region runs from base 124 to 1257 and encodes 377 amino acids. Gene Ontology annotation, molecular function: myosin binding. Gene Ontology annotation, biological process: actin filament organization; heart contraction; actin-myosin filament sliding. Gene Ontology annotation, cellular component: actin filament; sarcomere. The transcript has 7 exons. Lineage: Eukaryota; Metazoa; Chordata; Aves; Accipitriformes; Accipitridae.
CCUGGCCGACGCUGCCCCUCGGCGGGGUAUAAAUCGGGGCGUCUCCGCCGAGCCGGCACCCAGGCUCUCCUCCGCAGCCCCCCCCGCCGCCGGUGCUGGUCUGGUCCGUGCCGCCCUCCGAAGAUGUGCGACGACGAGGAGACCACCGCGCUGGUGUGCGACAACGGCUCGGGGCUGGUCAAGGCGGGCUUUGCCGGAGACGAUGCCCCCAGGGCCGUUUUCCCGUCCAUCGUCGGCCGCCCGAGGCACCAGGGUGUUAUGGUUGGUAUGGGUCAAAAAGAUUCCUAUGUGGGUGAUGAAGCUCAGAGCAAAAGAGGUAUCCUUACUUUGAAAUAUCCCAUUGAACAUGGCAUCAUCACCAACUGGGAUGAUAUGGAAAAGAUCUGGCACCACACUUUCUACAAUGAACUCCGUGUGGCCCCUGAGGAACACCCUACCUUGCUCACAGAAGCCCCCUUGAACCCUAAAGCUAAUCGUGAAAAGAUGACCCAGAUAAUGUUUGAGACCUUCAACGUACCUGCUAUGUAUGUGGCGAUCCAGGCUGUCCUGUCCUUGUAUGCUUCUGGCCGUACAACAGGUAUCGUUCUUGACUCUGGCGAUGGCGUCACCCACAAUGUACCUAUUUAUGAAGGUUAUGCUUUGCCUCAUGCCAUCAUGCGUCUAGAUCUGGCUGGCAGGGAUCUGACUGACUACCUCAUGAAGAUCCUCACCGAGCGUGGCUAUUCCUUUGUGACAACAGCUGAACGUGAGAUUGUUCGUGAUAUCAAAGAGAAAUUGUGCUAUGUUGCACUGGACUUUGAGAAUGAAAUGGCCACUGCUGCCUCUUCCUCCUCUCUGGAAAAGAGCUAUGAAUUGCCUGACGGUCAAGUGAUCACAAUCGGUAACGAACGUUUCCGCUGCCCUGAAACCUUAUUCCAGCCGUCCUUUAUUGGUAUGGAAUCUGCUGGUAUUCACGAAACUACCUACAACAGUAUCAUGAAGUGUGAUAUUGAUAUUCGUAAGGACCUGUAUGCUAACAACGUCCUCUCAGGUGGUACAACGAUGUACCCUGGCAUUGCUGAUCGCAUGCAGAAAGAAAUCACUGCACUUGCUCCUAGCACUAUGAAGAUCAAGAUCAUUGCCCCACCUGAGCGCAAGUACUCUGUCUGGAUUGGUGGCUCCAUUCUAGCGUCUCUGUCCACCUUCCAGCAAAUGUGGAUCAGUAAACAGGAGUAUGAUGAAGCUGGUCCAUCCAUUGUCCACCGCAAGUGCUUCUGAGCACUUUUUCCCUCAAUUUACUUCCCACUCAGGAUGACGACAAUAUGCUUCUUGGAGUCUUCUGGCAACCCUUCCUGAACUCUUCAGUCAUUGUACAGUUUGUUUACACACCCGUGCAAUUUAUUUGUGCUUCUAAUAUUUAUUGCUUUAUAAAUAAACAAGAUCUGGGACUUGCAACCUACAAA